Messenger RNA from Dicentrarchus labrax (European seabass), 4348 nucleotides. RefSeq names its product transient receptor potential cation channel subfamily A member 1. Gene Ontology annotation, biological process: calcium ion import across plasma membrane. Bases 238 to 2736 code for a protein of 832 amino acids. The transcript is spliced from 19 exons. Gene Ontology annotation, cellular component: membrane. NCBI's taxonomy places the organism in Eukaryota, Metazoa, Chordata, Actinopteri, Moronidae. The record is from RefSeq and is a predicted model, not a curated record. Gene Ontology annotation, molecular function: protein binding; calcium channel activity.
UAUAAAAUAAAAUCUUAUAAAAUCAUCUCUGUUGAUGUCAGUCGCUGGUUUCCAUUCAGUCUACGGUCCUGGACCUGGACCCUCCCGCCACUGAUAAGAAGAUAACCUUUGAGCGGGCGGCGGCGAUCAGCUGACUUUAUGGUUUUGUUUUGAGCAAAAACCACAAAGCAAAGACUCAGACAGAGCUGGAUCAGUGCAGGUUUCAGGAGAUCUGGUAGAUUUUAAGAGCUCAGCAGGAUGAAGAGGGGGACCCAGGCCAGACUGACAGGUCUCCACAAUCCUGGACUAGAGCUGGAGAUGACAGGAAGCAACAACCUGAUCCACGUCUCGGGGAGUCCUCAGGUCUUGGUGUGUCCUCAGGGGUCCAGGUCUUCAGUGUCAGCGGCAGUGAAGGCUGGAGUCCGGUGGGCGUCAUACUCCUGCAGCCGCUGGAAGCAGAGAAGAAAAAAGCUGACAGGUGUUCAACUGGAGAUCAGAUACAGUGGUCUGGCUGAGGAUCAUGAAGAUGAUGAAGAUCAGCGAGACGAAACCGACACAACGAAUAAAAACCAACAUCUGAAUAAAAAACUGCUGAAUCACUUCAGGCAGCUGGCUGCAACCAACCACGACUCUGACCAGGUGGACCUUCAGUUUCUGGAUCAGGUGAUCUCAGACGGAGCUGAUCCCAACAGUUCAGACAGAUACGGACAGACCAUCCUGCAUGAGGUCUCCAGGGCAUGGAGUGUGGAUGUGAUGCGGUUCUUCUUGGACCGGGGCUCAGACCUCCACCGGCCAGAUCAGUUUGGUAUCACUGCGCUUCAUGUGGCCUCAGCUCUGGACUACCAGGACAUGGUUCAGUUCCUGCUGGACCAAAAAGCUGAUCCAGAGGCUCGGACUCUUCUGGACCAGCAAACCCCUCUUCACUACGCUGCCAAAAACGAAGCCAUCGGUUCCAUCAGACUGCUGCUGCAGAACGGAGCCUCCAUCAGCUGCACCGACUACAAACACAGAACGCCAUUGCAGCUCGCCGCCAACAUGGAGCGAAAUGAAGCAGCUCGGCUGUUGUUGGAACUUGGGGCAGAGGCAGGGAUGAAAGACUCUGACGGACAGCUCUGUAUAACCGCUCUGAUUGGUCGGAUGAGUCCAGUGGCGCUGCUGGCGCUCAACCAGUUCCAUGUGACUGACAGAAUGACCAGACAGCAGUACUACUACCUGAACCUGCUGGAACCAGAACCACACUCACCUAAGACCCCCCUGCAAGAAGCAGUCAUCAGUGAGCCAACGUCUCCACUGGAAGUGGUGGUGCAGCAGAACAAACUGGACCUCGUCAUGAAUCCAGUCUUUCUGAAACUAAUUCAGAUAAAAUGGAAACUGUACGGCAGGCUGGGGGCGUGGAUUCUCCUCAUCCUCAACUUUCUGUUCAAUAUCUCCUGGACGACCGUAGCCAUCUCUGUGUCCGUCCACCGAGACUCACCUGAUCGCUACGUCCUUCCCCAGGACUGGUGGCGUGUCCUCCUUGUGGUCCUGGCGCUCCUGUUGACUGUGGAGGAGGUGCUGAGGGAGGUUCAGGACAUCCUGCGUUCCAGGAGGAAACUCUGCCUCUGGCGGCAGUGGGCGGAGCGUCGUCUCCAUGAUGACCUGCGCUGCUCACAUCCCAUGUGGCCUCAGGACAGAGUGUAUCUGUUGGAUCAGAUCAAACCGAUCGACAGGAUGAGAGGAAGCUACAGCCGAGACAUCUGGAACAUGUUUGAUUGGCUCGUGUACUCUCUACUGACGGCAUCGUUCAGCGUCCACAUGGCCGACGUGUUCCGUCCCUCUGUCAGUCUUCACACCGCCAGUCUACGUCUGUUCUCCGUCACCAUCAUCUUCCUCUGGUUGCGACUGAUGAAGCACGUCAGAGCCUUCAGGUCAAUGGGUCCGUUCAUCGUCAUGUUGGGGAAGAUUGUCGGGGACGUGAUGUAUUUCCUGUUCCUGUACUGUGAGAUCUUCGUUCCGUACGCCUGCAGCUUCUGGAUCAUGUUCGGAGGGUCGUCGUCAGUUCCCAGCAUGCAGUCUGUCUCUGGGCUGCUGUUCAGUCUGUACAGGAUCACUCUGGUGGACGAGUACGAGUACGCUGCCAUGGCGGCAAAGGACGCUGUUAUGGCUCCUCUGUUGUGUGGGACAUUUCUGGCGGCGUCCUCCAUCCUGUGCGUCAACCUGCUGAUCGCCCUGCUCACUGACACCUUCCAGAGGGUCCACGAUAACUCGCAGGCUAACGCUGUGAUGCAACAGGCUGCCGUCAUCCUGCAGGUGGAGGAGUCUAUGCCCCUCCUCCGCCGUUUCUAUGACGACCAGUACAUCUCCACCCACUGCACGCCGCUGGCUGACGCCUAUGAUGAUGACAUCACAACAAAUCCCCGUUACCAUGAUGAGAUGAGCCGCAUCACCACGCAGAUAAAAGAGACUGUUGAUCAGUUCUUGGUCCUGCAGAGAGACGUAGAGACUGUAAGAGGUUCUGGAAUGCAGACUGACCACAACCUGCAGACCCAGGAGCUCCAGGACCACAACCUGCAGACCCAGGAGCUCCAGGACCACAACCUGCAGACCCAGGAGCUCCAGGACCACAACCAGCAGACCCAGGAGCUCCAGGACCACAACAUGCAGACCCAGGAGCUCCAGGACCACAACCUGCAGACCCAGGAGCUCCAGACUAUCCGAGCAGAGCUAAAACAGCUCCGAACUCUGGUUCAGCAGCUGAUUGGAACCAGGACUGAUUGACUACUUACUAUUAUUACUAUAUUCACUGCUCAUUGUCCCCUAUCGUUCUCGUUGUCGUCGCCAUCAUCUUCUUUAUGUUCAUCAUCAUCAUCAUCAUCAAUCACUACUAUUAGUGUAGUUGUUGCUACUGUUGUUGUUGUGAACCUUUGUGUUUGUCUCUGUCCUUCUGUUGUUACAUCUGUUAUCUCUCUCUGUCUCACCCCAACUGGUCGAGGCAGACGACCACCCACCUAGAGUCAGGGUCUGUCCGAGGUUUCUGCCUUUUAACAGGCAGUUUUUCCUUGCCCUUGUCGCCAAGGUCUUGCUCAUGGUGGGAACUGUUGGAUCUCUGUAAAUAGGGUUUUAAAGAGUUCGGUCUAGACCUGCUCUAUUUGAAAAGUGUCCUGAGAUAACUUCAAUUCAAUUCAAUUCAAUUCAAUUUUAUUUGUAUAGCGCCAAUUCAUAACAGAAGUUAUCUCAGGACACUUUUCAAAUAGAGCAGGUCUAGACCGAACUCUUUAACAUUAAUUACAGAGACCCAACAGUACCACCAUGAGCAAGACCUUGGCGACAAGGGCAAGGAAAAACUGCCUGUUAAAAAGGCAGAAACCUAGGACAGAUCCUCCGGCUCUAGGUGGGUGGUCGUCUGUCUCGACCAGUUGGGGUGAGAGAGAGAGAGAGAGAGAGAGAGAGAGAGAGAGAGAGAGAGAGAGAGAGAGAGCGACAGACAGACAGGUGCACAGCAACAACAGUAUUGGCAAUGGCAGUCAAGCAGGACCAUGGCAGGAGGCUCCACCAGGAUCCAUGAGAACCUGCGAGACGAGAAAGCACAAGAACUCCGGGGAAGAAGUGGAGUUAGUAACAUGCAUUAAAGGGACAUGAAUGAGUGCAGAAAGAGAGAGGAAGAGAGUAGCUCAGUGCACCAUGGGAAAUCCCCCGAUAGUCUAGGCCUAUAGCAGCAUAACUAAGGGAUGGUUCAGGACUCACCUGAUCCAGCCCUAACUAUAAGCUUUAUCAAAGAGGAAUGUCUUAAGCCUACUCUUGAACGUGGUGAGGGUGUCUGCCUCCCGAACCACAACUGGAAGCUGGUUCCACAGGAGAGGAGCUUGGUAACUGAAGGCUCUGGCUCCUGUUCUACUUUUAGAGACUAUAGGAACCACAAGUAGCCCAGCAUUCAGAGAACGUAGUGUUCUAGUGGGGUAAUAGGGUACUAUGAGCUCUUUAAGAUAUGAAGGGGCCUGACCAUGAAGAGCUUUAUAGGUGAGGAGGAGUAUUUUAAAUUCAAUUCUACAUUUUAUAGGGAGCCAAUGCAGAGUAGCUAGUACAGGAGAGAUGUGAUCUCUUUACUUAUAACUUCUGUUAUGAAUUAGCAUUAUACAAAUAAAACUAUCUUUAGACAGUGAGUCUCUGAGGUUUUGGGGUACAAGAACUUUUCUGAGUUUAACAUCAGAACAUUGCAGCUCAUCCAGGUUUUUAUUUCCUUAAGACAUGUUUGUAAUUUAGAUAACUGAUUAAUUAAAUUAAUAUAGUAAUGUAUAUUGGAUGGGUCAAAUGCAGAGGACAAAUUUCAUUUCAUGUAUUUAAAUGUUGUAUAUACUGUGAAAAUGACAAUAAAGACUGAUAUAUUAUGAUA